Sus scrofa (pig) is the source of this 872-nucleotide messenger RNA. Lineage: Eukaryota; Metazoa; Chordata; Mammalia; Artiodactyla; Suidae. The record is from RefSeq and is a predicted model, not a curated record.
UCUUUUCCUCGAGGGAAAGAGUUCUGUCAUCUCCAACUGACAUGGCCUUGGACAUCCCGUCGUCUAGGACAAGUUCUUGCCUUUGUCCCCGAGGAGGGUUUGCUCUGCCUUUGCUGGGUUCUCUGGACUCCACCGCUGUUGUGCAUCGGGGUUUCUGCUGUCACCAAGUGAAGGAAAGACCUGUGCAAAUAGGUGGCCUUGUGGUCUGAUCCUCAUGGCACUUUCUCCUCUUGUCAUUGCAGGUGGCCUUCAUGGUGAACAAAACACAUGACCCCGAGUACCCGAGGCGGAAGGUGUCCGGCAUCAGUGCUCAGAAAGUUGUUCCACCUUCCACCAAGAUGCUGGAUGAGGAGGACACUGACAAAGACGGGAUGAGUUUGGAGGUCGACACUCCAGUGACGAACCAUCGGGGUGACGACGACGAUGACGAAGAAGAUCUCCCCGAGAUAGUGCUGGAUGACGUGCCUGCGGUGAGGGUGGCGGGACGGCCUCCAUUCGCUCCGCGGGUGGCCUUCAUGGUGAACAAAACACAUGACCCCGAGUACCCGAGGCGGAAGGUGUCCGGCAUCAGUGCUCAGAAAGUUGUUCCACCUUCCACCAAGAUGCUGGAUGAGGAGGACACUGACAAAGACGGGAUGAGUUUGGAGGUCGACACUCCAGUGACGAACCAUCGGGGUGACGACGACGAUGACGAAGAAGAUCUCCCCGAGAUAGUGCUGGAUGACGUGCCUGCGGUGAGGGUGGCGGGACGGCCUCCAUUCGCUCCGCGGGUGGCCUUCAUGGUGAACAAAACACAUGACCCCGAGUACCGAGGCGGAAGGUGUCCGGCAUCAGUGCUCAGAAAGUUGUUCCACCUUCCACCAAGUGAAUGA